Messenger RNA from Pristis pectinata (smalltooth sawfish), 8792 nucleotides. Its product is annotated as BRD4-interacting chromatin-remodeling complex-associated protein-like. The record is from RefSeq and is a predicted model, not a curated record. Lineage: Eukaryota; Metazoa; Chordata; Chondrichthyes; Rhinopristiformes; Pristidae. The coding region runs from base 604 to 4455 and encodes 1283 amino acids. Gene Ontology annotation, cellular component: SWI/SNF complex. The transcript is spliced from 12 exons. Gene Ontology annotation, biological process: positive regulation of DNA-templated transcription.
CCUCCUCCUCCUCCAUUCAUCAAGGUCGAGCAACUCCCCGAAGCAGCGAGUUCCCCUGUCUUGUCCUUGUGUCGGUGGAGGGGAGGAAUGAGUCAUGAGAUUGGAGGUCAGAUUACAAAAUAAAUAACGAUCUGAUCGCUCGCUGGCCAUGGCUCUGGACUUUUCUUUUAUUGGAAAAUGACAGACGCCGGCGAGGGGAAAUCGCCCUUCAGACCCCGCCGGAGUUACAAAUAACCUGGUCUCACCUCACAGUUUGUAAAACGACCCCAAUUCCCUGGUAAUUAUGGUGUAAAGACAGCGAAUAAUCGCCCCUAACACCAUCAGUAUCACUACCACUGGGUAACAUUCCGCCCCACCCCCCGACAAAUACACGUUAAGAGCGGGGAUCCCAUCAAUGCCUGAAUCGUUGGAAGUAACACCAGGGUUAUUUAUCGCUCGGUAUGGAACGACAAUAAAGUGACAAGAUGUCGGCAGGACAAGGUGUUCACUGUGGCUCCUCUCAGCUCAGCCCGAGACGCAGUACGUAGCCCCGUCCGAUCGAGUGUCACCCCCGGCUCGUACCGUGAGGAGGAGAGGCGGCCCGCCCGUGCGUAAAAUGUGGCCAUGGAGGAUGAAGAUGGCAGGUGUUUGCUGGAUGUUAUUUGUGAUCCUCAAGCGCUGAAUGACUUCCUGCAUGGAUCUAACAAGGUGCCGGGUCAGACAGCGUCAGCUGUUGAAGGCUUCAGCAGCCAGGUAUCAACGUCCACCACCUGCGUCGAAAUCUCCUUCCUGGAAGAUGACAUCUUGGGCUCACCGGCCAGCUCGGCUCAGGGUGUGGACGAGCCCUGCGACAUCCUGCAGCGGAGUCUGCAGGAGGCCAACAUCACGCAGCAGACCUUGCAGGAGGAAGCUGACCCGGCAGGCAGACUGCUGGCGCAGCCCUUCCCCCAGCCUCCCUCUGCUGCCCGGCCCAGAAAGCUCUCAGCAGGGCUGCCCACUGACCUCGGCGCUGCGUCCCAGCAGCCGCUUCCUGCCACCGUCGCACCCCAAACCCUGCGGCGGCGACCACUGAGCACCCACUUCGUCAAUGAAGGCAUCGGCGUGCCACAGUCGGUGCUGCCGGUCAGACCGAGCAGUGGGGCCCGUGCCCACACCACGUCCAAUGGCAGCCCCAGAGCCCCCGGCCUUGGGCAGCUCCAGAUGGUCAACCGGCAGCCCGGUCAAACUGCCGGGAUGUCCACUGGCCCGAAUCAUCAGCGGUCGAUCACCGAGCACAGUCCCUCUUCAGGGAGCUACGCCCCCGCCUCACCUUCGGAAGACCCAGUGCUCCCAAGGUCAUCCAUGUCUUUGUCCCAGCGGGGCAGCACCCUCCCCGGGAACUCGCUCUUCGCUAAUGCCAGCCUCUCGCAGUCGGCACAGCCAGUCACUGUGAUGGCAGCCACCAGUGGCCAGAGGUUGCGGGCCCCAGGACCCACUCAGAAUGUCACCCUGCACACAACUCCCCCUCCAGUUCAGCCAAAGCACUGUGUGAAUAUCCAACCCAAACCGGUCCAGAUAAGCCCCAAGCCCUCACUUAGCCCAACCUCCCCGGCCCUUCAGACUGCAUUGCAGAUCCAGAUGGAAGCCGUCCUGCAGCAGGAGGCUCCACAGAACCUGACCUUUGUGGCGGGCGGCCGGAGCAUCUGUGGGCGAGGCCAGGGCCACCCUGCCACCCUUGACUCCAGCCUGACGAGACAACAAACCCGGCCCAGCCUGGGCAAACCCCUGGGCAUCCAAGUUCUCAACUCGGGUGGCGGUCUGGUGACCCGGCCCCCCUCAGCUCCUCGGGCCGCUAUCCCGGGACGAAGCCAGUUUAUGUUGUCGGAGCACUUGGCCGGCACCUCAGCCUUCAGCAGAGCCCAGCAACUCUCGGCUGGUCAUGCUGGGGUUGCUGCUCGUGUCCUGGGCAGUCAGGGUCCACCUGCUCAGUUAGGCACCAGACAGUCCUUGCCUGCGCAGAUCCUGACUGGCCAAAACGUGGCAGGGGACUUGACCAGCUUCGGCCAGGUGUUUGCAACACCCAACGCACAGCUGGCACUCGGCCAUGGAAGGGCUCGCCUUCUGCCUGGGCCUCUGCAGCUGCAGGCCACUCAGCUGGCUCCGUCCACACUGCUCCAGGUGCCCGCCCAUCUGAGCACUGGCUUUGCACAGCCACGUUCGUCAGGUCAACGUGCUAAAACUGUGGCGCAGGUCUACUCGCUCCUGAAUCAGACAACUGUGCUCAACAACACGGGCCCUGUGGGACAAGGCGGGAACCUCCAGCAGUUGAGCACCAUCUCCUCCAAGAGCAGUGCCGUGCAGCCACAGACUUCCACUGAUGCACCGUGUCUCAGGCUGCUGCAGGCUCACACACCAGCCCAGUCUCCGUUCCAACUGAUGGACACCCAGCAUCCUCCCUCCCUCUCAGUCACUGCCCCACCAACCAGCCACACCGCAGCUGAAAAUACCAGUAAACUCAUCAACCAGCAAGAUGGGAGAUCGGCACUCAAUGCCGACCAGCUCCUGCUCUUCCGACAGAAAGAGCAGAAGCAGCAACUCCUUUACCAACAAGCCUUGAAGCUGCAGCAGGAGAAAGGCCUGUCCUUGACAUCUUCCGGCGGCUUGUCGGUGCCGGUCACUGCUGACAGUGUCCCGACGUCUGUCAUCACCGGUAGUGGGAGCGGAACUGCAGCACAAGCCAAGGCCAACCUUGUGCCAGCAAACACUGUUCGAAAGGAACCCAAAAACCAACCAGUAUUACCUCAGGCUCAGUCCAGCCACUUCCUGCCAGCUUUGGCAAGCCAGGCAGCGCCUGGUAUGAUCACCGACCUCACAGGCUUGAAUGUCGCUCUAAGUAAGGUGCCAAUCCAAUUUCAAAAGGUUGGGAAAGGGAUUACCCAUAUUACAUCAGCAGGGAACACACAGUCAGUGCUGCCUGAAGAACCAGUUGGGAGUUUGAAGCAAUCUGCAGGGACCAUUCUAAACAAGGCAGACUUGUUACUUGAAAGAUUCUGCAAGGACCAGACCUCAGUUAUGCAGCCCGAUUGUAACACUCCAUUUCAUUCCUUUGAGGACACUGUUUUCAGACUCCUGCCCUAUCACGUAUGCAAGGGGACAAUGCCAUCUAACGUGGAUUUUAACAAAGUUGAUGAAGAGUUUGAGGUGGUGUCAAAGAAACUUCUCAAACAAACCCAGGCCAUGCUGAACAAAUAUCGUAUGCUGCUCUUCGAAGAGUCCAGGAGGACAAAGCCCUCCGCUGAGAUGGUGAUGAUCGAUCGGAUGUUCAUUCAGGAGGAAAAGGUGGCUUUCCUUGAAGCUAAACAACUGGCCAGGGACAGUCCUGAUGCAUAUAUUUCGUCAGUUUUCCAACCAGACAUUACGAACUCUCCGCCAACUUCCACUUGCCUUCUUGUUGCUCCUAAUGAGUUUGUUCAAAGUACAACGCCGAUCACUGCCACCAAGCUGGUUAUCAAGCAGGCCAGGAGCUGGCCUUCUGACACCUGUGCAACAGGCUCGCUGGCAGGAGAGGUGGAGGACACAGUUGCCUCCAGCCGGCCCAGCCCUAUGAAGACGUACACUGCCGGUACCAGAGGUGGACUCAGACUGAAGAUUAAGCAGGAAGCAGGUUACAGCAAGGUUGUCCACAACACAGCUUUGGACCAGCUGUCUGUGGAUCCAGCCACAUUGUGCUCAGGGUCCAGAGGCUCCAGCACAAGUCCCUUCAAUCACAGUAGCAGAGUUUGUGAUUGCACCGUCUCGUCUGCAGCUGAGACACAGCUGUUGGAACAUCUGGACUCCAGAGGUACAUUGGAACUUGCGAAAGGUGAAAGGAAUAGCCAUCGUAGUUGCAGUCCCAAUGGGGGAUCUGAUCCAGCCAGGACAUCCCUGCCGCAGCACAGUGCUAUGUGUGAACUGGGAGGCAGCUCAUGUUCACUGGGCACUGGAGCUCAACACUUGAGUUCCAACAGCAGGACUGCAGCCAGUGGCUGGCGGGACUUGAAGCAGGGCAGUGCCGAGGGACGACUGGGGGAGAGGAGCGAUGACAGCACCAGCAAACUGAUGAAGGAACUGGCAGAGGUUGAGAAUGCCAUCACACAGGGUCUGACUAAGGCGGGCUCUGUUGGCGACCUGCACUGGGAGUUGCCUCUCCCUCAGCCCAAACGCCGCAAGUCGGACUCGGUGGACAACGCCAGCUUCUCCAGUGACAGCCCCCAGGACAGCGCACUGAAUCACCACCUGCAGAGUGCCAUCAACAGCAUCCUGGACUUACAGAGGCUCCAGACGUCAGAGGAAGAGCAGUCCAUGGCUGAGCCUCCUGAGUCAGCAGAGCUGAGCAUCUCUCUGUUCUCCCCUGAGGCUUCCUCGGGAGGCUUCAUGCAACCAGGACAACAAGGGAGCUUUGUUGGAGCUGGGACCUCCACUUUGGAAGAAGCAGUAAACAGUAUUUUAAGUGACUAGGAAGACACUGGAACAGAGGAAUACGCUGGAAACGAGGCUUUAUUUUAAAAGAUAGCACGUGUCUUUUGCCUUGAGUGCAGAAAGCAGGAAUUUAACAGUCCCUUGGACAGUGCCUACACAGAUUAUUGUAUAAUACCAGUUGUGCAGAAGGAAGUCAAGCUGUAGAUAAAGCAGCUGACACCUACACAACCAGUUUUGUACAGUAACAAUAUUUAUUAACAUUGAAGACUUGCAGACAAAUCAGAUGGUUUCAAUUCAAAAAGUGUUAUGCAAAGAGCAGAGUGGUCAGGUGGAGAACUUUAUCGAUCACUGGUUCACUCAUCUCUGUUGUAGAUUGAGCCCUGAUUGUUGUAGCCCUGUGUUUCUCGCUGCCUUUAACAUAUACCCUCAUGACCAGGGUUUCCAAUCAUGUAUUAGUCGGUACCAUUGUCCAAGAUUUUCACAAUUCUUCCUCCCUCAAGAGACAAGUUCCCAGGAGUUUUCUGUCACAGAUUGGCAGGAUCUAGUUCAUCAGUUCUGAAGUUGUUAAGAUGCUAGGUUUCUAAACUUAAGUUGUCAAAUCAUUUUAAAAUGUCCUCAGAGCUUGUAUGAACAGAAGAUAGUUCUUUGCUGAUGAAGAUUCUGUCCAUAGGAGUUAUGAAUCAAUCAUUUAUGAAGACUAAAAAUUCUUCUUAAUCUGGAAUUGUUGCAAAAACACAUUAUUUUUAGAAUAUAUUUCUUUGAAUGAAUUUCCUCCACUGAUCUACGUUUCAAAGUAUUUUUAAAAUCAGAACUGUCUUGCACUUUUUCAGGGACCAUGUCACCUUGAUAUAAACCAGAAGUGUUUGCUUUACUUACAGUUUUAUAACUUUGACAUUGGGUUUGGUAGCUUUAAUCCAUGAUCUGCUAACCGCAGAAGCAUCUCUCUAGAACAAGCCUUCGACGUAGUAUUUUGUGAAUUAGUGAACUCCCGAGUUGGCACUGUUACCAAGCACAGUUUGAGAAAGAACACACUUUUACCUUCCUUGAGUCAGAGUAAGAAUACUAUUUUUUAUGAUUGCCAUUGAAUAUUUAAAGCUGAAGAAAUUCCUAGUGGCAUCAAACUGUAUUCUUGGUAAAGCUACACUCUGCAAUAAAACUAUGCUUCAAUUCUUACAGAUUUAUUAACAUUUUGAGGACCAGCAAGUCAGAGAAAGCAGACAGUUCUGAAUCAAAAGUUGCUUCCUGAUCCCUUGUUACCUUUAAUUUGGUCAGUGAUGUUGAUUGGUCCUCACCUGGUGUUAAAGGUCAGAAGGAACAUCAGUGAGUUCAGGGCUCCUUCAAAACAUAGACAUGGAACAUCCUCAGACUAGGGUCAACGCAGUCCCAUCCAUGCAGUUUGUAGGGUGUCCAAGAGUCAGUGUUUUUCAGCCAGUGAACCCCUUGGAAUGUGGGAAUCAGGAUCCAAAGGUGUAAAUUGGAAUUCAGCUGCCGCUGUGGUUUGGACUAGGAUGGAGGUAGCUCACCCUAUCAUCCCACAGGUGGGGAGAGAGAGGGGACCAAUCAAGGAAAGUACUGGAUUAUGUUUGUGGGCUUGGAGAAGCAGGAAUGAUCAACCGUAACUGUGCAGACUGCCUCCUUGGUUCUUCCUGCUGAUGCAUGGCGAGAGCUUAGUGAAUGUGGAGGUGGUGUUGGGAGCACUGCAGUUUGCCUGGGAGAAUGAGAUGAGGCAGGAAGCUCCCAAUCACAGGCCUGUGGUGGGGUACCAUUUCGUUCAUUGCUUCAGCUUCACUAUCAGACAAAUCACAUGGACCCCAUCCUCUGCUGUUCUUAAAGCAGUCCUGAUAUUUGAUGCUGAGUGAAAUGGAGGUAACCCCAUUUUAAGUCUCACUGAAAGAUGUUUUCUGUGGUGGGAAAGACAAAAUAUGCAAAUUUUGGAACUUAAAAUUAAAAAAAGAAAAUGCUAGAAGUACUCAGCAGAUCAGGCAGCAUCAGUGAAGAGAGAAACAGAGUUAACAUUUUUGGGUCAGAAUACUUCCAGCAUUUUGAGUUUUAAUUUCUGGGCUAGAAACUCACCUUUGGCCAUGAGUGGUGACAAGAUGCCUCGGUAUCUGCUAACAAACAUAAGUCUUUCAGCAUGGACAUCAGUGGGAUUGAAUGUUGGGAAGGAGGAUAAGGGUCUGUCAACAUCUGGGAGCCUCAGUGAGUGUUUGUGAUCACAAAGGCCUACUUCGACCUCCCCCUUUGUAGAGAUUCCCACAGCCCACACUGAUGUGUUUCUGUACAUACCUCACUAACAGAAGCUCAAAGCUCUUUGUAAAGAACAAACAUCAUUUUUGCCCCACAUGGGGAACUCAGUGUUCCCCACGAAACAGUCCCAUCCUUUCAGGAUCUCAGGACAUCCAUCAAGUAUGUUUGAGGUGUGUUCACUGUAAUAAUGCAGAGACCGCACCAGCUCACUCGUUGCAACAGAGCAAACUCUCAUUGUGUCAAUGAGAUCGGCAGCAGAUACUCUACUUUUGUGAUGUUGGUUGAGGGAAGCAUAUUGGCCAGGAUGUUGGGAGGACCAGGCCACACAGGCCUCAGGCAGACCCAGUGUAACAUCUCUUCUGGAGAGCACUCCUCAGAGAGGACUCAGCCCACAUUUUGUGCCGAGCUCUGAGUGGGGUUGGAACUCUGCCUCAACCCAGAGUGAACCAUUCAGUCACUGCCAACUCUCCGCAGAUGCUGACGACUUGCUGGGUCUUCAUUCCUACCCCAGAAUACCUGACUCCUUCCAAUUAAAGACAUGAUUAAGCAAACACGAAGAACUGCAGAGUAAGCUGCCUGCCCUCGCCCGAAGCUGUCCACUGCAUAUUCCAGCAGAGAGCAGCAGCACAAUUCCUUCAUUAUACAUUGGAAAAAGAUCUGCUUUGGUUUUCAGAAGUUCCCAAGCUUGUUUAGGACAAAACAGACUACUGAUGGAUCAAAACAUUAUGAUGCUGAAGGAACUCAGCAGGCUAGGCAGCAUCUGUGGAGAAAAGCAGGCCGUCAACAUUUUGGGUCAGGACCCUUUUUCAGGACUGAAGAUAGGAAAAGGGGAAGCCCAACAUAUAGGAGGGAAAAGCAGAGCACUCAGAGGACAAAAGAGAGGAGGUGGGGUGGGCAUAAGGUGGUGAUAGGUAGAUGCAGGUAAGAGAUAGGGGUAGGAUACUGAUGGAUAGUUUGAAGGACACAUUCUGAUUGUAACUUCAAGUGUGUUCUUGUAACAAUGUUUUGUUUCCAGGUGGAGACUGCACCAGGUUUGUGACAGAGUGUUGACUCAGUAUUAAUGCACAUGCUCUGGUAUGGGAAGGACCAGACCCACGCUGAGUGGGAUGGGGGAAUUCAGGCAGCAGUGUCCACUUCCGCCAAACCUUGGGCUGGGAUGCAGCCUGCAGGAGGCUCGGCAGCAAUGUCUCAUACAAUGUCGCAAAGGAGGCCAUUCAGCCCAUCGAGUCUAUGCUGGCUCUAGCAAUCCUAGCAGUCUCAUCUUCCCACUUCUUUCCCUGUAACCCAUUCUCUCCCACAUGCCCACUUUAGGAGGCCACUCACCUUAACAGAGGAGGCUAUAGUGCCUGUGCUAGCUAGUUAACUAAAAACCACUCACUCUUCCAUACACAGAACUUUUCCCUUCAGGCUUAAGUCCCCUAAAGUUGAUGUUGAAUUUCUUGACACUGCACUUUCAGACAGGGCAAUCCAUUUCAUAAAAGCUUUAUGUUGGAUAAAGUCUCCUCAAAACCUCCUCUUAUGCUCCUUCCCAUGUCCAGGCUUUUCACUGAAGGGAUAUCAUAGCUUGGACAUUGUAUUCAAUGCACAUUCAAGGUAUGUUCUCUGGUUCAAAACACUGGUUCAAAAUGCUGCAACCUUGCGUGAAUGAUUUUGUGUGUGUGUGUGUGUGUGUGUUUUUAUAUAAGUAGCUGUAGCAGGUAAACAAGAUUAUUUUACAGUUUUGCACUGGUGAAACUAGAUCAUACAAUUUCUACCUUCUGUUUAAUGCCUCUCUUGAGUGUUGCUCAGCAGUGUAUCACUGUGAAGCAUAGUUUAUGUUUAAAUGUGUGGCUGUGUCCUGGGACACUCUGUAUUUUCAUUUGUACUUUUGCCUUCCAGAGUGUCAGUAUUCUGUUAUAGCUUGAGUGAGCUGUCACAAACAUGGAAAUUGCUAAAUCUUCAGGUAAUGAGUUUGUGUGUUGGUGGUUAAUUCCUCCAGUGCAUAUUGAGCCAUAAAAUCGCGAUCGUUGUGUGUAUAUGAUGAGUACAUUUUAUUACUUUGUACAGUGAGGUUAGUCUUUUCAGCCAUGUCAGGGGCCUUACUUGAAUUCCAUGGGAUUGUCAAUAUUGUCAAUAAUAUGUGAACAGAA